Molecule: messenger RNA, 1304 nt
Organism: Fusarium graminearum PH-1
Lineage: Eukaryota; Fungi; Ascomycota; Sordariomycetes; Hypocreales; Nectriaceae
Exons: 2
Coding region: 27-845 (272 amino acids)
Biological process (GO): regulation of transcription by RNA polymerase II
Molecular function (GO): DNA-binding transcription activator activity, RNA polymerase II-specific; zinc ion binding
Source: RefSeq, a predicted model, not a curated record
GGUUUGAAAGCCAAUCGCAUGAACUAAUGGCUUCUCGAAGAACUCAUACCAAGUCUCGCACAGGCUGCUUGAACUGUAAGCGACGCAAAGUCAAGUGCGAUGAAGCUCGCCCUUCGUGCUUCCACUGUACAAGGCAUGGUGUGGUAUGCAGUCUAUCCUCGUCAUCUUCUGUCAAUGACACGGAUGAAACAUACUCACCCAGUCUGCCAAAUCUGACAUCUUCAACACCUAAAUCCCUCGACAGUCAUCAUGUUGACUCUCCCCAUUACUUUCAAGAUUACAGUCACGCCAGUCCCACUGACCAAAUCGCCCCCUUUCCUCCCCAUGAGCUCUGGGCUCGCGAUUGCGAGUUGAUGCACCACUAUUGUACCGUGACCGCCGAAAGCCUGUCCAUCCGUAAAGACGUGACAUAUGUCUGGUCCGUUGCCAUCCCAAGACUAGGCUACCAAGACCCUUUUGUCAUGCAUGGAAUUCUUGCCAUUGCCGCCGCUCACAAAGCUUAUAUGCUUCCUGCCAGUCGAAAGACAUACCUCCCAUUGGCCGACUAUCACCAAACCCUCGGCUCUGAGGGUUAUCGUCGCUAUCUUCAACAUUUCGAUCUAUCCAAUUGGAUGCCUGUCUUUGGUUUUGCCUCAGUCGUUGUCUUGCACAUGCUGACUCUUCCCAUGCGUAUGGAAAACCGUGUGCUUGAGAGUCCCAUCACCAACAUUAUCGAGGUAGCUGGCCUGAUAAGAGGUAUCAGGACAACACUGGAGCCCGUCUUGGGACGUGUAGUCAGAACUGAGUUUGCCCCUGUCAUCUUCGGCAUCUGGAUGCUUGAUUCUGAUAAAGAAGCAGAACGGUAACGACACACCCGCCCUCCAAUCUCGUACCAACACAAGUUUGACUUUCAAUACAGAUAUCCUAAUCUUGAUAACUCGACUCUGCCUAGAGAUACAUGGACCUCUCUCCGAAGACUUCGGGCUUUUCAAGAAGCUGACAUUCCUGCCACUGGUCUACAACAUUAUGCAGAGGCUUUGGACGAUCUUGAGACCUCUGCUAAGCUCUUCGCUGCCGCUGGGGUGCAAUCUGAAUCUGGUGCUGUCCAAUUCUGGUUGUAUUCUGUCCAUGAUAGCAUUCUACUCGAUCUUGCCGCACACAGGCCCCAUGCGCUUCUUCUUUUCGCUUAUUAUCUCGUGCACUGGGCAGUCAUCGAGAGAAAGUUUUGGUAUAUGAGGGGUUGGUCUCGGCAACUAAUAGCCAAGAUAGAGGAAGGUUUAAUCGGCCAACCGAUGUUCCUUGAGAUGUUGAAUUGGCCCAAACAA